ACGUACGGAAGAGCAUUUUAAGCUUUAAAAAAGUAGUGCAAAUUCACUUUAUAGAACAGAUCGAUAUGCAAGAAGGGAAUGAAAGUGAGAAGGAGUCGUUUAAAUUUUCCGAAAGACGACAAGUCAUUCAAAUUACAUUUAAUGCAAUUUUUGUGUUGCUUACAAUCACCGGCAACUCGUUAAUAUGUGCUGCAUAUCAUUUGAACAAGACCAUCCGAACGCCUUCUAACGCAAUUGUCCUAAGCAUGGCUUACUGUGACCUUCUAAUGGUAUUGAGUUUUGUUUUCAAGAUAACCAGUGCUUUAUGUGAAGGGAGUAUUCGUACGUAUGUGUGUAUGGUGUAUUCAUCGUUUGGAUAUAUCAUCACUUCACUCAUCAUCUUCCAUCUCUGUGCUAUCAGUAUUGAUCGACUUUUAGCAGUAAAGUACUCUCUCAGAUAUAACUCCAUGGUCUCUCGCGCUAGAGUAAGUCGCUGUUUGAUCGGGAUUUGGAUGUUUGGACUUUUUCAAAUCGCGAUGAUUCCAGUGGUGUUGAAGUCGUCGAAAAUAAGGUCAACGCUAGAUACAACGAUUGAUCCCUGCAUGGCAUUUUGGACCCGACCAGCGAAUAAGAACACAACAUGGGAUAAUCUUUCGACCAAGUUCAAAGUCUUUUUAAUUUGCAUUUUGAUUUUCGUCUUUCUUCUCCCUAUUUUGAUCAUCGUAAUUUCGUACUGUUACAUUUGGAAACAAGCAAUGAAUCACGUUAAACAGAUAAAAGCUCAGAAACGUGCCUUGAACAAAAGGCCCGAUGAAAAAUAUUUUCAAAUUCACCUCAAAUCUACCCAGACGUUUGCGAUAGUUAUUGGGAUUUUCCUAGUAUGUUUCCUGCCCGUUUUUGCCGUCAUGUGUGAGAGAAUCCUAUUUUUUACGACUGUGACAGAAGCAGAAGCUUCACUUGUCUUAAUGUUGGCUCACACUUCUGUAAUAUGGAAUCCUUUUAUUUAUGCUUGGCGAAAUCGAGUGUUCAGAAAGGCAGUUAAGAGACUAAUUGCCUCAAGGCGUCGCUGAGCUCAAGCUUCAAACUUUCUUACGAUUACAACCACAAAAAUCAAUAUCUUAAGUUUUUCGCUUCACCAACUUGAAAAAGAUUAUCUUGAAUAAGCCUAUGUAUAAAGGCUAAGACAACGAAAGCGCAAUUUUUCAAGUCUGUGGUCAGCCAAAUAGUGAAGAAGUAAUCUGGUAGCACUCGCAAAGCUUCGCAAGUAUCAACUGUUGGGGUAAACAUAGCAAAACCUAUCCACAACAAACACAUUAUAGAACAUAUGUUGAACCUUAUUAUAGUGAAAUGGUAUGGUCUCAUUAGUGCUUUAUUUACGUAACGGUGGAAUAAACGGUUCUCUUCGGCCAUUAAUUUAAAAAGCCUGUUGCAGGAACAAAAGUAUUGAAUUACGGAAGCAGAACAACGGUUUGCAAAACAGCUUUAGCGAAUAUAUUGCUGGGCCUGGUUGUUUGAA
This is a messenger RNA of Actinia tenebrosa (Australian red waratah sea anemone), 1495 nucleotides long. RefSeq names its product adenosine receptor A2b-like. Gene Ontology annotation, molecular function: G protein-coupled receptor activity. The record is from RefSeq and is a predicted model, not a curated record. Gene Ontology annotation, biological process: G protein-coupled receptor signaling pathway. Gene Ontology annotation, cellular component: membrane. Lineage: Eukaryota; Metazoa; Cnidaria; Anthozoa; Actiniaria; Actiniidae.